UUGGUGCGGGAGCGUGUCCGCCCCAGGCAGUGCCCCUAGCACGGUCGCCCCUCUGGUGCCGGGGGCUGAGCGGUGCCUUCGUCCUCUCGGGAGCCCGCUGCGGUGAGCAGCUCCCUUGUGGGGUCGAGACGGUAAGGGAGGCGCGCCUGUCGCUCUGGCGGGGCGGGUGCCGCCUCACCGCGGCCGUCCUCGCCGCGUGCCGCGGGGACUGGCUUGGCCAGGCGCGCGCCGCGUGUCCCUCCUUCGCCGGGUUGCACGCGGGCGUUGGAGCGACCGCGGCGGCCCGGUGACGCGAAGGGGGCCGUCCGGCUUUCCGGACAACCUCUGACCCCGCCCCCGACCCCGGGGCGGACGGAGGAGCCUGAGGCUGCGCAGGCUUUGCCCGGCCCUGACCGUGAACGCGCACGUGGGCCCCACGCUUACCCAUGACGCCCCUCAUUCACGCCCGGCCGGAGCUGCUUUGGACGGUCACCUUGUGAUGUGCAUGACUGUGUUGAGUAAGAAGAAGGAGAAAUGACAGAAGAGCGCAGAGGGGUCCUCUCUCAUCUGAGACAGCACUUUUCAAGUAGCCAUUCCACACAUUUCCACAUACAUCUUCUUGGUCUUAUCGUCUUUUAAAAAAUGCACCGGGAAAAAAAUGGUCUCUUCUCUUCACAUGCUUUGAAUGGAUUUAACCCUCCUCAUUUGUCUCCUGACUUUGAGCUGCAAAACAAAGGACAUGGAAGACCAAGGGACAGAGCCACAGAGGAUACGUAGAGAAAGCCUGAACAGAAAAUGGGUUUUUGGAAGAAACGUCACGUAGCAUGGACCGUAAACAUUCAAGAAGUCUCACUUUCCAGGGAGUCUUUCGUGAUCGUGUAGAAAUGUUGCUCUCGGCACAGACCUUUGUGGGACAGGUGUUGGUGAUCCUUGUCUUUGUCCUAAGCAUUGGGUCUCUUAUAAUCUAUUUCAUCAACUCCACUGACCCUUUUGGAAGCUGUUCUUCAUACCAAGACAAAACCAUCCCGAUUGAUUUGACUUUCAAUGCUUUCUUUAGUUUCUAUUUUGGAUUGAGACUUUUGGCAGCUGACGACAAGGUCAAGUUCUGGUUGGACAUGAAUUCGAUCGUAGACAUCUUUACCAUUCCGCCAACCUUCAUUUCUUAUUAUUUGAAGAGUAAUUGGCUAGGUUUAAGGUUCUUAAGAGCAUUGCGGCUGCUGGAACUCCCUCAAAUCUUGCAAAUUCUGAGAGCCAUCAGGACCAGCAAUUCAGUGAAGUUUUCCAAGCUGUUAUCCAUCGUUCUGAGUACCUUGUUCACUGCUGCAGGAUUCAUUCACCUGGUGGAAAAUUCUGGUGAUCCCUGGCUCAAAGGUAGAAAUUCACAGAAUAUUUCAUAUUUUGAGUCCAUUUACCUGGUCAUGGCAACGACGUCGACUGUCGGCUUUGGAGAUGUGGUAGCCAAGACAUCCCUAGGACGGACCUUCAUCAUGUUCUUCACCCUGGGGAGUUUGGUUCUGUUUGCCAACUACGUUCCUGAAAUGGUGGAACUUUUUGGUAACAAGAGGAAAUACACCAGUUCCUAUGAAGUGGCCAAAGGAAAGAAGUUCAUUGUGGUCUGUGGAAACAUCACUGUGGACAGUGUGACGGCUUUCCUGAGGAAUUUUCUCCGCCAUAAGGCAGGGGAGGUCAAUACUGAGAUUGUUUUCCUGGGAGAGGUUCCUCCUUCUUUGGAAUUGGAAACCAUAUUUAAGUGCUACAUGGCCUAUACAACUUUUGUUUCUGGAUCUGCACUGAAGUGGGAGGAUCUGAGGCGAGUUGCGGUGGCCUCUGCCGAAGCAUGCCUGAUCAUAGCCGACCCUCUGUGCAGUGAUUCACAUGCUGAAGACACUUCAAACAUUAUGAGGGUGCUCUCUAUCAAGAGCUAUUACCCUAAUACCAGAAUCAUCAUACAGAUACUUCAGUCCCAUAACAAGGUGUUUCUGCCAAAGAUCGCCAGCUGGAACUGGAAUACCGGAGACGACAUCGUCUGCCUUGCUGAAUUAAAGCUCGGGCUUAUCGCCCAAGGCUGUUUGGUGCCAGGCUUGUGUACCUUUCUAACAUCUCUAUUUACUGAGCAAAACAAGAAGAUCCGCCCUAAAGAGCCCUGGCAGAGACAUUUCUUUAGCGGCCUGAAGAACAGAGUCCUGACUCAACGCCUCUCUGAUGACUUUGCUGGAAUGAGCUUUCCUGAUGUUUGCCGGCUCUGCUUCGUGAAGAUGCACCUCAUGCUGAUAGCCAUCGAACACAAGUCCGUGUGUCACGGUUACUGUGGGCUGAUACUAAAUCCACCUGCUCAAGUUAAGCUCCGUAAGAACACACCAGGGUUCUUUAUUGCUGAAUCUGCAAAGGAUGUCAAAAGAGCCUUCUUUUACUGUGCCGUCUGUCACAGUGAUGUGUAUACUCCCGAGCUAAUUGGAAAAUGUAGCUGCAAAAGCAAGAAUCCUCGACACAAGACAGGGACAACAGUCACGGUGAUGAGAAACAACGGAAGGGAACACUCUGGUCCAAAAACACAGGACUCCUGCCCAGCGACACAUAUGAGCAUGGCUAGCAACUUGAGCUUGACCACCAGGUAA
Delphinapterus leucas (beluga whale) is the source of this 2594-nucleotide messenger RNA. Lineage: Eukaryota; Metazoa; Chordata; Mammalia; Artiodactyla; Monodontidae. The record is from RefSeq and is a predicted model, not a curated record.